CAAGAAGAUCCUGGAACUCAUGUCCAACAUCAUCCAGCUGCUGACUGGAGAGGUUGCCAUAAGGACUCAUCAUGUUUCCAUCUAUUUUUCCUUGGACGAGUGGGACUAUAUAAAAGGAAACAAGGACCUUCACAGACAAGAGAUAAAGGAGGAGCCCCAGCAGCUCGGCCCACAGGACUGUGAAUAUGAAGAUAAGAGAGAUAUUACAGCUGAUCUGGGAGGAACAUUAUGUUAUAAUAAUGAGCCAAGCAAGAUUGGGGCUGAAGGAGCAGAGUUCUGGGCUGAUGGAAAUCUCCCGAAGCUUGAAAUUUCGCCACCAGCCAAUGGUAUUAAAGAGGAAUCCAUUUCAUGGGAAGGAGAAAACCAAUCAGAUUGCAGCAAUAAUCCAUUUACAGAACCGAUUCAGGGAACAGAUACACCUACUCCCAACAUUGUGAUGAAUAACUAUUCUGAGAGCCAUAGUGCUGAGGCUGAACUUUUCAUGCAUCAAAAAACUGAUAUGACAGUAAAACCAUUUGUCUGUUCUGUGUGUGGAACACAAUUUGGGUGUAAUUCAGACCUUAUUGAACAUCAGAGAAGUCACACUGGGAAGAAAGCUUUCACUGGUUCUCCAUGUGGAAAAACAUUUACAGAUUGUUCAGACCUUCAAAUUCAUGAAAAAAAUCACACCGCAGAAAAACCAUUUUCUUGUUCUGAAUGUGGCAAAUGGUUUACUCAACGCUCCCGUCUUAAUGCGCAUCUCAGAGUUCACACAGGAGAGAAACCAUUUCCUUGUUCUGAAUGUGGCAAAUGUUUUUCAGAUCGUUCAGGCCUUAGAACCCAUAAAAAAUUUCACACCGGAGAAAAACCAUUUUCCUGUUCUGAAUGCAGGAAAUGUUUUACCAAUCACGCAGAUCUUAUUAUACAUCUUAGAACCCACACAGGAGAGAAACCAUUCUCCUGUUCUGAUUGUGGGAAAAGUUUCAUCCAACGCUCAGGCCUUACUGCACAUCUCAGAAUUCACACAGGAGAGAAACUAUUUUCUUGUUCUGAAUGCGAGAAAUGGUUUACCACUCGUGCAGAACUCAACAAACAUCUCAGAAUUCACACAGGAGAGAAACCAUUUUCCUGUUCUGAAUGUGGGAAAUGUUUUGCCCGUCGCCAAAACCUUACAUUACAUCUCAGGGUUCACACAGGGGAAAAACCAUACACUUGUACUGAAUGUGGGAAAUGUUUCACUAAUCGCACAGGCCUUAAUACCCAUAAAAGAAUUCAUACUGGAGAAAAACCAUUUUCCUGUUCUGAAUGUGGCAAAAGUUUCAUCCGUCGACAAGACUUUACCAAACAUUUCAGAAUUCAUACAGGAGAGAAACCAUUCACCUGUAAUGAAUGUGGGAAAUUUUUCAGCUGUACAUCAUGGCUUAAUGUCCAUCUUAGAUCUCACACAGGAGAAAAACCAUUCACCUGUUCUGAAUGUGGGAAAUUUUUCAGCUGUAUGUCACGGCUUAAGGUACAUUUUAGAGGUCAUACAGGAGAGAAACCAUUUGCUUGCACUGAAUGUGAGAAAUGUUUCAGCAGUAUCUCACAGCGUAACAUACAUAUCAGAAGUCACACAGGAGACAAAUCAUACACUUGCACUGUAUGUGGUAAAAUUUUUACCCGUAUUUCACAGUUUAACGUACAUGUCAGAAGUCACACGGGAGAGAAACCAUUCAAGUGUACUGAAUGUGGGAAAUCUUUCAUUUGUAAUUCACAGCUUACUUUGCAUCUCCGAUUUCACACCGGAGAGAAACUAAUCACUUGUUCUGAAUGUGGGAAAUGUUUCACUCAUACCUCACAUCUUAAUGUACAUUUCAGAGUUCACACUGGAGAGAAACCAUUCACUUGUACUGAAUGUGGUAAAUGUUUUACCCGUCAAUACCAGCUUACAGAACAUUCUUACUUACACAAAGGAGAGAAACCAUACACGUGUACUGAAUGCGGUAAAUGUUUUACUCGUCGAUACCAUCUUACUGAACAUUCCUACUUACACACAGGAGAGAAACCCUUCACUUGUACUGAAUGUGGGAAAGGUUUUACUCGUCGUUCCCACCUUAAAGCACAUUCCCAUACACACAAGAGAGAAACCAGUAAAUAACUGUGUAUAUACAGAGUGAUUAACAUACAAUUAUGAUGUUACCAAAUAAUAAUUCCUUUUGGAUAAUGAAUUAUUUCCCUUCAAUAAAUUGUCAACGCUU
Xenopus laevis (African clawed frog) is the source of this 2216-nucleotide messenger RNA. Its product is annotated as oocyte zinc finger protein XlCOF7.1-like. NCBI's taxonomy places the organism in Eukaryota, Metazoa, Chordata, Amphibia, Anura, Pipidae. The transcript is spliced from 3 exons. The coding region runs from base 20 to 2116 and encodes 698 amino acids. The record is from RefSeq and is a predicted model, not a curated record.